AUGGAGCCGGGACGCCGGAGGGAACCCGCCCGCAUCGGCCCAUGCGGGACGCCGCCUGGACGGGGCGAACGAGGAGGGAGGACGCGCGGGCCGGGCCUCCCCGCACCCGCGCCGCCGGCCCGCCGUGCGCCCCGGCCGUCCCCCCGCUCCCUGCGUCGGUCCCCGCGCGGCCGGGGCCGCCGGUCCGCCCGCGGGAGGCGAAGGCGUCGCUCCCAGCCCCCGCGCGCCGCGGCAGCGUCCGCUUCGGAAACGCCGUUUUCUGCCGCGCCGCCGUCCCGGGCGCCGACCCCGCCGCCCCCCGCGUCCGCCCGCGCCCUGCGCCCCGCGCCCUCGCCGUCCCGGCCGCGGAGGGGGCGGCCCAGCCCCAAGGGCGAGGGGCGGAGUGCGCCUCCAGUGAAUAGAAUCGAGCAGUUGGUUCGCGAGCAGCUGCGGGAGGUGGAGCCGCCACGUCCCCGCGCCCGCGCGCCCCACCCCGGGACCGGCCGGGUGAUGGUCCCCCAGCCCCGUGGACCCUCCCCCGCGGACCCCCGGGUCCCAGGACAGCCGGACCCCAGUCCCGGGUCUGCCGGCCGCCUGGCUUCCUCCGGGAGAAUGACAGCAAAGGACCACGCGGAGAAGAGCCUGAGCGGGAGCAGGGCUGGGCGGCUCAUCUGUCCGGUCCUGGGCUGCAGCUGCACCUCCCCAGAUCCUUGUCUGCAGCUCUAAUUGUGGAGACAAAACCCCACAUGACUUUUACUCAAUGGACCUUCAUCGAGAGACGCAUUGUGUCAUUUGCAAAUUAUUUCUUAA
This is a messenger RNA of Sorex araneus (European shrew), 789 nucleotides long. RefSeq lists its product as uncharacterized. The record is from RefSeq and is a predicted model, not a curated record. NCBI's taxonomy places the organism in Eukaryota, Metazoa, Chordata, Mammalia, Eulipotyphla, Soricidae. The transcript is spliced from 4 exons. Bases 1 to 705 code for a protein of 234 amino acids.